AUGCUUAUGAAAAUUUCAAGAUAUUUUUUUCUUUUGUAUUUAAUAAAGGCACAUCUUGAUUUCUUUUUAAGAUAUAGGACCGGCUUUAUCCGUUCACGACUUGAAACAUAUAUAGGUAAUAGUGAUGUCAGAUAUAAUAAAAGUUUUAUAAACAAUCGAUUACUCAAUGAACAUGCACAUUGUGAUGCGUGGUCUGAAUGGAGUGCUUGCUCUAAAACAUGUGAUUAUGGAAUUAAGAUCAGAGUAAAAAUAAGCACAGAUCAAACGAAAUCAAAAGCAUGUUCUAAUAUUACAGAAUCUACAAUAUGUCAUGAACAUAUAUGUCCUAGAACCUUUGAAGAAGCUGAAGAAACUUAUUUACACAAUAAAGAAAAAGAAAAAAAGAAAAAAUUCCGAACAACAUAUAUUUUAAUCUUUACUAUCUUUUCUGUAGUUAAUAUUGUAGUGUUAUUAAUAUGUGUUAUCCUAUCAAUCAAAAAAAAAAUUAUCUAA
Molecule: messenger RNA, 492 nt
Organism: Plasmodium falciparum 3D7
Lineage: Eukaryota; Apicomplexa; Aconoidasida; Haemosporida; Plasmodiidae
Gene: TRSP
Product: thrombospondin type-1 domain-containing protein
Exons: 3
Coding region: 1-492 (163 amino acids)
Biological process (GO): signal transduction
Cellular component (GO): plasma membrane
Source: RefSeq, a predicted model, not a curated record